CAUGGCGCUGGAGGGAUGCAUAGCUUUUUUAUUAGCAGAUGAGUUAGACGCUGAAGAACACGCACAUUUUAAAAAGCCUCCCAGAGCACAAGGAAUUAGAGGUGAUGAUGAUGAUGAUGGUGGUGAUGAUGAUGAAGGUAAAAAGAACUACUUCAGUGCCACAGUCCCCAGCCUGUCUGUCCUGGAUUUCCAGAAAUGCUUUCAGCUCACACAACCCCAGGUUGAAGAGUUGGUAAACUUACUUUCACCUUGCGAAUGGGCGACACGUAAACUCGAAGGAUGGACUGUGAUGCACGCGGUGCUUGCCAGUCUGUGGACUCUUUCCACUCUGGAGCCUCACAGCAGUGUUGCAGCCCGUUUUCACACCAGCGAGUCUCUGAUCCGCCUCCAGCUGACUGAUUUCUGUACCUUGGUUACAAAAAACUUUGCCGAUCAGAUCCGCUGGCCCAAGUGGAAAGAAGCCGAAGCUUCUGUGGCCGGGUUCUUAACCGACGUUGGGCUUCCUGGGACCAUUUGUGUGCUCGGAUCCUGCUCGAUUCCCAUUGACAGGCCUUCCGACGUGCCUGAUCCAGAGGUGUAUCGAGACUCUGUGGAAAAUACGUACUCUGUAACUCUCUUGGCUUUCUGCAAGCAUCAGGGUUGCUUCACUUUUCUAAGCGCAGAGCACCCAGGAAGCUGGCAUAACUCAAGAGUCCUUCUCGAGACUGAAGUUGGAAAGGCAUUGCAGGAGGAUCCUCUGAACCUGCUCCAUGGCAAGCAUAUAAUGGGAGACAUCACCUUUCCGCUGUCUGAGCAUCUUCUCACGCCGUUUCCAGACUACGGGAUGCUGGGAGAGAAGAAGCUGCGUUAUAAUUUAAGAGUGCACGCAGCUCUUAGAGUGGUCCGAGGAUCCCUAAACAGUCUGAGAUGCAGGUUUCAGCGGCUGAGGUAUUUGCAAAUGAAUUCUGUAGGACAAACCGGUCUGGCUGUGAGGACAUGCUGCAUCUUAUAUAACAUGUAUUUAGAGACUGAUAAUGCUGCCUCAGGUGAUAGUGUAGAGGAGCAUGUGAAUUCUCAGCUGCCUUUUCAUGAACUCCCCUAUGGCCACUCGGGCAGUCUCGGUGGAAUCUCUAAAAGACAGGACAUCGCUGCUUCGCUCGGACGAAAGACGAAGAAAAGGUGACAAAAGGAUACAAAGGAAAUCUUUUAAAAAUGAUGUUUAACUUAAUCCAAAUCUUUGUUGGUGCCAGAUGGUUUGGUUUCAGUGUUUUUGCAAAUUGUUGCAUGUGGAAAUCUUAAGCAGUCUCUCGAGUUGCCACAACAUGGUCCAUCCAGGUAGCGGUGGGUUUCCCAAAAGCCUCUUAACGCUAAGAGCGUCUUAACUAGGAGAGAGAGCGUUCAGUGUGCUGCUCGCGCUACCGUUUUACGAUGAUCUUUGCGCUGCGAUGCUUUUGGGAAACUCAGCCCAGUUCCGCAAGAAGAAAUGAUGAGAGAGAUCAGAGGAGAAUGAUCAGACUGGUAUUGUAUGACCGGAAAGUUCUAGUAACUCAAACACUCCUUACAACCGUGGUGAGCAGAAAUCUAACGUGGCACCACGUAACAUGGCAACAACUUGAAGUGGAAGAUUGGGAAACGUCCAGAUGAUGAUGAUGUUCCCAUCUUCUACUGUUAAGUUUCAUUGAGAGGGAAAAAAUUGCUAAUGAUUUCCCUUUUGGAUGUUUUUGGAGGAAUUUUUUUUUAAAGAACAUUUUGUUUUUAAAUUUGUAAAAUCCUCCCAUUAAAAAAUAGCUAUAUCACAUACUCACCGGACACUUUAUUAGGAACCCCCAUCCACCUGCUGUUUUAUGCAGUUACGUAAUCGGCCGAUCCCUUGACAGCAGCACAAUGCAUCAAAUCAUGCAGAUCCAAAUCAAAAGCUUCAGUUAAUGUUCACUUCAAACAUCAGAACGGGAAACAUUGUCAUCUCAAAGUGUGACUUUCUUUCACUGUGGCACUGUGGGUGUUGGUUUGAGCCAGAUGGACUGGUUUGAGUAUUUCAGAAACUCCUGGGGUUUCCACACACAACAGUCUCUAGAGUUUACACGGAAUGGUGCGAAAAACAAAAAAGCAUUGAGUGAACAACAGUUCUGUGGGUGGAAACGCCUUGUUGAUAAGAGAAAAUGGCCAGAUUGGUUUGAGCUGCCAGGAAGGGAUAUAAUAACUCAUAUAAUCACUCUUUACAAUCGUGGUGAGCAAAAAGGAUCUCAGCAUGCACCAGCAGAUGACCACAUUGGGUUCCAGUCCUGCCAGCCAAGAACAGGAAUCUUAGACUCAAGAAUAAGUUCCUGUUAAAGUAGCCGGUGAGUGUAUUUCUUCCACCCUAAAAUUAUGGAUGAUACAAAUGUUUUGUUCACAUCUGCAUAUUUAAACACAAACAAAGCAUAUACAGUAUGUUGUAAGUGCUCUUUUUAAAUGUAUUGAGAUACGAUGUAAAUACUAGUGCAUCUCAAAUUACAAUACCAUGAAAAAGUUCCUUUUUUUCAUAAUUUAAUUCAAAAAGGUAAACUUUCAUAUAUUCUAUAUUCAUUACAUGUAAAGUGAAAUAUUUAAAGCCUUUUUUGUUUUAAUUUUGAUGAUUAUGGCUUAUAGCUCAUGAAAAUCAGAAAUCCAGUAUCUCAAAUUAUUAGAAUAUUCCCUAAGAUCAAUAAAAAAAAGGAUUUACAAUACAGAAAUGUCCAACUUCUGAAAGGUAUAUUCGUUUAUACACUCAAUACUUGGUUGGGGCUCCUUUACCAUGAAUUACUGUAUCAGUGCGGUGUGGCAUGGAGGCGAUCAGUCUGUGGCACUGCUGAGGUGUUAUUGAAGCCCAGGUUGCUUUGAUAGUGGCCUUCAGCGUAUCUGUAUUUUUGGGUCGGGUGUUUCUCAUCUUCCUCUUGACAAUACCCCAUAGAUUCUCUAUGGGGUUCAGGUCAGGCAAGUUGGCCGGCCAGUCAAACACAGUAAUAUCAUGGUCAGCAAACCAUUUGGUAGUAGUUUUGGCACUGUGGGUAGGUGCCAAGUCCUGCUGGAAAAGGAAAUCAGCAUUUCCAAAAAGCUCGUCAGCAGAUGGAAGCAUGAAGUGCUCUAAAAUCUCCUGGUAGAUGGCUGUGUUGACUUUGGACUUGAUAAAAUACAGUGGACCAACACCAGCAGAUGACACAUGGCACCCCAAAUCAUCACAGACUGUGGAAACUUCACACUGGGCUUCAAACACCUUGGAUUCUGUGCCUCUCCACUCUUCCUCCAGACUCUAGAACCGUGAUUUCCAAAUUCAAUGCAAAAUGUACUUUCAUCUGAAAAGAGGACUUUGGACCACUGAGCAGCAGUCCAUUUCUUUCUCUCCUUAGCCCAGGUAAGGCACUUCUGAGAUUGUCUCUGGCUCAGGAGUAGCUUGAUAUUAGGAACGCGAAAGUUGUAUCCCCUUUCUUGAAGAUGUCUGUUUGUGAUGCGUCUUGAUACACUGACACCAGCCUCAGUCCACUCCUUGUGAAGCUCUCCCAAGUUCUUGAAUCAACUUUUCUUGACAAUCCUCUCAAGACUGCGGCCAUCCCUGUUGCUUGUGCACCUUUUCCAGCCACCCUUUUCAGCAAUGACCUUUUGUGGCUUACUCUCCUUGUGGAGGGCAUCAGUGAUCAUCUUCUGGACAACAGUCAAGCCAGCAGUCUUCCCCAUGAUUGUGGUUGUGUGUACUGAACUAGACUGAGAGAUACACGGUGUUCAUACUCUUUUACUCAAACUCGAAAUGAAAUAUUCUAAUAUUUUAAGAUGUGUUUUUUUUUUUUUUUUUACAUUUUUGUACUGUAUGCCAUACUGAUUUAAAAUAGAAAAAUGCUUGAAACAUUUUAGUUUGUGUAAUGAGUCUAUAAUAUAGAACACUUUCACUUUUUCUUAAAUAACUGAUGGAAAAUAUUGAACUUUUUCACAAUAUUCUAAUUUUUUGAGAUGCACUAGUAUACUAUAAACUGAAAUGUGACAAUUGUAGAUAUUGGUGUUUAUACAUGCAAGUUGGUGAUUUUUAUGGAUUUAAAAAAAAAUCUAUAUGUUGUCAGACUGCACUGUGUUGAUGUGAUAUAAAUGAUGAAUAAUAAAUGCAUUGCUACCCUCCUGUGGCAAAAUGUGAAAACACUCUGUGGGUCAUCAUCCAUCCG
Molecule: messenger RNA, 4145 nt
Organism: Neoarius graeffei (lesser salmon catfish)
Lineage: Eukaryota; Metazoa; Chordata; Actinopteri; Siluriformes; Ariidae
Exons: 3
Coding region: 2-1162 (386 amino acids)
Source: RefSeq, a predicted model, not a curated record